GCGGGGGGGCGCCGCGCCGCGCCGCUGAAGCAGCCCCGCACCGGGCAGCCCCGGGGCAGCGCCGGGCAGCGCCAGCAUGGCCGAGGAGAGCUCCGACGUCCCUAGAGAGUUGAUCGAAAGCAUCAGGGAUGUUAUUGGGAGGAAAAUCAAAAUUUCAGUCAAGAAGAAAGUAAAGCUGGAAACCAAGGGAGAUAAAGUGGAUAACAAAAUACUGGUGUUGGCAUCAUGUCGGGCAUUUCUUUUAACAUCUCGGAUUCCCACUAAGUUAGAAAUGACUUUCAGCUACUUGGAAAUCCAAGGAGUAACUUCCAGUAAACCGGGUCAGUUGAUUAUGGAAACUGAAAAAUGCAGCAUCUCCAUGAAGAUGGCAUCCUCGGACGAUGUGAGUGAGGUGCUGGCACACAUUGGGACCUGCCUCAGGAAGAUAUUCCCUGGACUCUCACCAGUGCGGAUUCUGAAAAAAGUAACUAUGGAGCCUUCAGAAAGACUGGCUAAUCUCCAGGCCCUGUGGGACAGUCAGACAGUGGCAGAACUUGGACCUUGUGGAGGCUUUUCGCAGAUGUAUGCCUGUGUUUGUGAUUGGCUUGGAUUUCCCUACAGAGAAGAAGUACAGUGGGAUGUUGAUACAAUUUAUCUGACACAAGAUACCAGAGAGUUGAAUUUGCAAGACUUCAGCCACCUUGACCACAGAGACUUAAUACCUAUAGUUGCUGCUCUGGAGUAUAAUCAGUGGUUUACAAAGCUAUCUUCCAAGGAUCUGAAAUUAUCCGCUGAUGUCUGUGAGCAGAUACUACGAGUGGUGAGUAGGUCCAAUCGACUGGAAGAACUGGUAUUAGAGAAUGCCGGGCUUAGAACAGAUUUUGCACAAAAGCUAGCCAGUGCCCUAGCCCAUAAUCCCAACUCAGGACUCCAUACGAUCAACCUUGCUAGCAAUCCACUUGAAGAUAGAGGUGUGUCAUCUUUGAGCAUCCAGUUCGCCAAGCUCCCAAAGGGACUGAAACAUUUAAAUUUAUCUAAAACCUCCUUGUCACCUAAAGGGGUGAACAGCCUUUCCCAGUCACUGAGUGCCAACUCGCUGAUCGCAAACACGCUUGUCGAUCUCGACCUCUCAGGGAACGCGCUCCGUGGGGAUGAUCUCUCAAGUCUGUACAAUUUUUUGGCCCAGCCAAAUGCUCUUGUUCAUCUGGAUUUAUCCAAUACGGAAUGUGCACUAGAUAUGGUGAGUGGAGCCCUCCUUCGUGGUUGUCUUCAACAUCUAGCUGUCCUUAACCUCUCUAGGACUCUCUUUUCUCACAGAAAAGGAAAAGAAGUCCCUCCCUCCUUCAAACAGUUUUUCAGCAGCUCAUUGGCGUUGAAGCAGAUUAAUCUUUCAGGAACUAAACUCCCUCCUGAGCCUCUAAAAGCGCUUUUAUUAGGCCUGGCUUGCAAUCACAAUCUGAAGGAGGUGUCUUUAGAUCUCAGUAGCUGUGAGCUUGGUCACUGUUUAAGAUCGGGAGGUGCGCAAGUCUUGGAAGGAUGCAUUACAGAAAUACACAAUAUCACCAGCCUAGAUAUUUCAGACAAUGGCCUAGAAUCUGACCUCUCAACCCUUGUAGUCUGGCUUAGUAAAAACCGAUCGAUAAGGCACUUGGCAUUAGGCAAAAACUUUAACAACAUGAAAUCCAAAAAUCUCACUCCAGUACUUGAUAAUUUAGUUCAGAUGAUUCAAGACGAGGAUUCACCUCUGCAGUCAUUGUCCCUCGCAGAUUCCAAGCUGAAGACUGAGGUCACCAUCAUUAUUAAUGCCUUGGGCAGUAAUACUUCUCUUACAAAAGUGGAUAUUAGUGGAAAUGCAAUGGGAGAUAUGGGAGCAAAGAUGCUGGCAAAAGCCCUACAGAUAAACACCAAGCUCAGAACUGUAAUAUGGGACAAGAAUAACAUCACUGCACAGGGCUUCCAGGACAUAGCUGUGGCACUGGAAAAGAAUUAUACUUUGAGAUUCAUGCCUAUACCGAUGAAUGAUGCUUCCCAAGCCCUCAAAACAAACCCUGAGAAAACAGAAGAGGCGCUGCAAAAGAUAGAAAACUACUUGCUUCGUAAUCACGAGACCAGGAAAUACCUACAGGAGCAAGCGUACCGGCUGCAGCAAGGCAUUGUCACUAGUACCACUCAGCAGAUGAUUGACAGAAUAUGUGUAAAAGUGCAAGAUCAUCUCAACUCUUUAAGAAACUGUGGUGUGGAGGCUGUACAGGAGGAUGUCAAAUCUGCAGAACGGCUUAUGCAGGAUGCCAAGAACUCCAAAACACUUUUACCAAAUCUGUAUCACCUCGGUGGAGUUUCUUGGGCAGGAGCAAAUGGCUCACUCUCCAAUCCAAUCCAAGAGACACUUGAGUCCAUGGCUGGAGAAGUCACAAGGGUUGUGGAUAAGCAACUCAAGACACUGCUGGAAUCUAUGGUGGACGCAGCAGAAAACCUUUGCCCAAAUGUAAUGAAGAAAGCUCGCAUCCGUGAAGAUCUGAUUGAGGCUAGCACUGAGAAAAUUUCCAUCCCACGCACUUUUGUGAAAAAUGUCCUCUUGGAGCAAUCUGGAAUUGAUAUCCUCAAUAAAAUUAGUGAAGUGGAGCUGACAGUGGCUUCUUUCUUGUCUGAUCGAGUUGUAGAUGAAAUCCUGGAUGCACUUUCCCACUGCCAUCACAAACUUGCUGACCACUUGACCAGACGUGGCAAGCCACUUCCACAGCAGGAAUCACUGGAAAUUGAGUUAGCUGAAGAAAAACCAACUAAACGUUCCAUCAUCACAGUUGAGGAGCUGACAGAGAUAGAACGUUUGGAGGAUCUGGACACUUGUAUGACUCUCUGCUGUACAAGUAUGACUCCUAAGUCAAAAAGGAAAAGCAUCCACAGUAGAAUGCUCCGACCAGUGUCCAGAGCUUUUGAGAUGGAAUUUGAUCUAGAUAAAGCACUGGAAGAAGUACCUAUCCAUAUAGAAGACCCACCAUUUCCUUCCAGCAGGCCAGACAAACGAACUUCUGGAUUCAUUUCAGAGCUGCCAUCAGAAGAAGGGAGAAAACUGGAACACUUUACAAAAUUAAGGCCCAAAAGGAAUAAAAAGCAGCAGCCCAGCCAAGCAGCAGUGUCUGCUGGAGUUCAUCCAGAAGGGGAUCAGAAUGGCCUCAUGGGGAGAGUGGAUGAAGGCGUGGAUGAAUUUUUCACUAAGAAAGUGACAAAAAUGGAUUCAAAGAAACCAUCAGCUAAAAGUUCAGACAGCAGUGAACCCAGUGAAGGAGGUGAUGAGAAGAAGAAAAGAGACUCAAGGAAGAGUGGCUUCCUUAACUUAAUCAAAUCAAGAGGCUCCAAAUCUGAACGUCCCCAGACUGUGUUGGUGGCAGAGGAGCCCUCCUCACCCAAGGUUGCUGGAAAAAGUCCAGCUGUGGACAACAGCAAGAAGGAGGUGAAGCCUGCAGAGCAGAAUGGUGGUACAGAGAGAUCCGAGGAAUUAAAGACACCUGACUUGCAGGAGGAGGUGCAGCCAGAUGAUGCAGCUGCAAAAACUGAGAGGGUUGACAGCAAAGGAAGCCCGCAAGGAGGACGGAGGUACGGCGUGCAGGUGAUGGGCAGUGGACUUCUCGCAGAGAUGAAAGCCAAGCAGGAGAAGAGAGCAGCCUCUGCUCAGAAGAAACUUGGUAAUGAUGCGACUCCCAGAGAGUCCUUUGACACAACAAUGAGCUCAGAACGACUCGAUGGAAGUGGUACAGUGCCUAAACUCCAGCAGACCCUUCCAGAGAGUCGGUUUGCCUCAAAUAAAGGUGACUCCAUCUCAGCAUCGUCAGAAAAAAAUUCAAAAGCUGAACCAAAGGCAGAAGCUGGUGCAAAGGCAAGAAGUUCUUCCAAUACACCGACCAGCCCCAAACCCCCACUGCAAUCAACCAAGCCCAGCCUGGCGGGACGACCGACAGUGCCACAGAAACCGCGCUCGGCCUCUCGUACGGAGGAUGCUCCGGAGUCUCCCUCUGGCCCCAGUUCCCCAAAAGUUGCCCUGCUUCCACCUGUGCUGAAGAAAGUUCCUUCUGAUAAAGAAAAGGAUGGUCAGAGCAGCCCUACAGUCAGAUCGUUUUCUCAAGAAGAGCAAACAGGAGAUGGUCAUAAAAGAGAUACAGCUCAUGACUGUGCCAAGCCAGCUGGCAGUGUGAAAACCACUUUGGGGCAGUGUUCUACCAGUGCAGAAGAGGAAGCUAAUGUGCUUGGGCAGAGGAAGGCACAGCCCACUUCUGCUACAAAAAGAAGUCCUGGGCAGCAUGAGUUCCAGGAACUGAAGCAGAGGUCCUUAAGUAAAGAAGGCCAUCAGGGAAGCAAGUCCAGUGACUCUGGCGAAGAAGCAGAUAAAGAUUUUAUUUUUGUUUAGCCAUCACUGCAAGUGCUUCGUAGCGCGAGAGCUUUUAUAACAAUCAGGGUGCAGCAACCAACAGCCCUUCUUAGCCAGCUGCUCUUUCACCACAGGUACAUUUCCACGCAGAAAACCUGAUCUUCCAGUCAUGAUUUACAGUAUGGCAGAAUCACAGAAUUGUCAGAGUUGGAAGGGAUUGCUAGAGAUCAUCUAGGCCCAGCUCCCCCUGCUGAGUGAGUCCCCUCACUUGGCAUUGAUGCGGUCCUUAAUUUCAGUCCUGUACGGCGCAGACAUUCCUUCCCAUGCCUUUGCUAAAGCCAGCAAUUCUUUCACGUACUCUACUUGAACUUCUCUGAAGCAGCUACAAAGUGUGCCCUGCAUUAGGGCAUUUAGAAAGCAAAGCAAAUUAACUGGACACUGUCUUACACUAAUACACUGUACAGCAGGUAAGGUGUUGUACUGCUGAAUGUAAAUGUGUCAAACCUGCACGUGACUUACCUAUAAAUAUAUUCUUGCGGUAUGCAAUUGCACAUUGUAAUUAUAUUAAAAGAGCACACUAAUAAAAGAAUUUGUAUAGAUUAUAUAUAUUAAAUGCUUGGGUAUGGUUUUUACAUUCUCCCAUCGGGAGCUUCUCUCUUCCUGUUCUCGUACUGUACAUAAAGCUCCAACUCUUACAUUUGUGUACUGUCGAAAAGCACAACAGAGAAGGAUGGUAAUCAUGGUAUGCUUCCACGUUCAUGUAUUAAUGUAUAUAGUUGAUUGGAAUGAGGGCAAUUGAAAUUUUAUUAAUAUUGGUGUUUUCUAGAGGCCUUCCUCAGUUCUGUCUGAAUAUUAGCUUCCUUUCAAGGUGUAAUUCUAUGAGAAAAAGAGUUUGACAUCUGUAAAAACAUUUCAGCUUUUGGGGGAGGGGGUACAAAUUUCACAGUUACUCACUUACAUGACAGGUUGAAGGGAUUUUAUUCAUAUGUAUAUUUGUAACAAUAAAAAAAAAGAUUUUACAACUCAAA
Messenger RNA from Apus apus (common swift), 5370 nucleotides. It is a transcript of the gene CARMIL1, whose product is annotated as capping protein regulator and myosin 1 linker 1. Gene Ontology annotation, molecular function: protein binding. Gene Ontology annotation, cellular component: lamellipodium; plasma membrane. Lineage: Eukaryota; Metazoa; Chordata; Aves; Apodiformes; Apodidae. Gene Ontology annotation, biological process: regulation of Arp2/3 complex-mediated actin nucleation; cell migration. The coding region runs from base 77 to 4381 and encodes 1434 amino acids. The record is from RefSeq and is a predicted model, not a curated record. The transcript is spliced from 40 exons.